AUUACGCACGGAGCCUUCUCUUUCUUCGUGUAGUAACAGUGAGUACGCGUUUAAAACUCCGUGGACAGUCUGGUUACAGGUGUAGUUUGAUCUGUAUGUGUGUGAUGUUGCUUCAGCAGGCGGGUGUUUUAUUCUCUGGAAACACGGCUCCAGAUAAUUAACGGGGAGCGCAUUUCCGGCUCCACUUCAACUGACUGUUUUAACGCACAAAACAACAAGGAUGGAGCCCCAAACUGUGGUGGGUGAGAAGUUUUUCAUCGUGAUCCGCGGGAAGUCGAGGAAGGGCUUUAGCCGCGGCUGCAUCGGGCGCGCCGAGGCGGAGACGCAGCGCGGGGAGCUGACGGGGCCGCUGUACGGCGGGGGCCCCGCGGGGGCGGGGGCCCCCAAGAGCGGGGGCGCGGUGCGCAGGGAGGACACCUACCCGCUCACCCGGCACCAGGCUCAGCUGCUGCUCUUCGUGGCCAACAGCAGCAAGCGGCUGGAGCUGCUGUGCAACCCGCAGCUCUUCUCCGCCAUCUGCGAGCUGUCCCGGGACGACCUGGUGCUGGUGCGGCACAAGAAGGGCCACGUCCCCGGCCUGGUCAAGAACCUCAUGCAGGUCGGGAGGAAGGACAGCCAGGCUGACCUGCUCAUGCUCGGGUUUGAGGUGGAGUUUGUGGAAGAUGGUCAGAACUUGUCAUCCAAGAAACCUGCCCCCCUGCCUGUUUUCAGCGCAGCAGACAUCGUCCAGGUCGUCCCAUCCCACAACGUCCCGCUGGGGGUGCACUGGCGAGACGGCAAGUCUGAGGGUCUGAACAGGAAGGCGGUGACACGGAUCCAUUCCAUGCCCAGUAUUGGAUCUCGUGCACGGAAAGCCGCAGAGAGCCGAGUCAUUCAGCACCCACGCUUGGACGAAGUGCGUGAGCGUCUGGAGGUGGGAUCCAUGGUGGAGGUGGAGUCCAACACGGGGAUCAUAGUGUACGGGGUCAUCCGCUGGAUGGGGGUCCCGAGAGGGAAGACGGACCAGUGGGCCGGGAUUGAACUGGACUAUGAGGUGAACGGGUGCUCUGAUGGGAAGUAUGGAGGGCAGAGGCUCUUCACCUGCAGGGGGAACAGGGCUUUGUUUGUUCCCGUCACAAAGUGCAGCGCCGACAGCAGGUUUCCCUGUUCGUCCACAGACACGGAGCCCCUCCGGGCACCUGAGACGCCCCCAGUCCUUCCAUUUGAAGACUCGGACAGGGAUGCCCCCCCGGUCCCCGAGUCAGAGGCCACGUCGUUGUUGGUGGGGAGGAUGAAGGGGAUACAGGGUCACAUUAAUUCUUGCUACCUGGAUGCAGCUCUCUUCAGUUUGUUCGGUUCGUCUGUGACUGUGGACGCUAUCUGCCAGAAGCCUGCUGACACGGAGCGUCCUCUGACCUGCACUCUGAGAACCAUAAUAAAUCGCUUACGCAGACACGGGUUCGUGCCCGCAGAGUGUGUGAUGAAUUUUCGCAGACAGCUUGGCUGCGACAGCUUCCGGACGGAUGAAAAAGACCCGGAGGAGUUCAUCACAGUCCUGUUUCAGAAGGUGCUCUGCAUCGAGCCGCUGCUCAAGCUCAGGUCGGAAGGAGAAACCUCCCAGGGUACCUACACGCUCCAGAUCUUUCUGGAAAAAGAGCAGAUAGGACAGAUGCCCACGGUGCAGCAGCUGCUGGACGCGUCCUGCCUCACCGGCAAUCUUAAAUUUGAAGCGGUACCUUCCUGUCUAAUAGUUCAGAUGCCAAGAUUUGGAAACAAGUAUAAGAUGUUUUCCCACAUCAUUCCCAGCACGGAGCUGGACAUCACGGACCUUCUGUACAACUCUCCAAGGGAGUGCUUCGUGUGUGGCCGGUUGGCAGAGUUUGAGUGUGUUCAGUGCUUGCCAGAUCAGAGACUGCAACCAGGGAGGAUCAAACAGUACUGCACCACCUGUAACACACAGGUGCACACCCAUCCGUCGCGCGGCAGCCACGCGGCCCGUGCUCUAGCGGCUCCGGCGGACGCCGCCGCUGUCGCUCCCGUGUCCAGACAGGCCCUGCAGCUGUUCGCCGUGCUCUGCAUUCACACCAGUCACUACGUUUCCUUCGUCAAAUACGGCUCUGACCCUCACUCGUGGCUCUUCUUUGACAGCAUGGCAGAUAGAUGUGGCGACGAUCAAACUGGCUACAACAUUCCUGAGAUCCGGGCCUGUCCCGAGGUCGGGGACUUCCUGUGCCGGCGCGAGGAGGGGCCGGCCCGGGCGGACCCUCUCCAAGCUCCCGAGCUGGUGCGGCGGCUGCUCUGUGACUCCUACAUGUUUUUAUACCAGAACCCGGCGACGCCGCUUUCCAGGCCCGACCCUGGAGAACCCUAAACACAUCCGAGGACAAGGACGCCGUGUUUCAAAACAGAGCCUUUACCAACCUGUGUGAUUAGCUUUUAUGCACUUUAUGACAUCCAGACAGCAGGAACUGACAUGGAUGCAUGUGACCUCGGAGGAAAGACAGAGAAAUUGUAUGCGUUUGUAUAUUUGUUAUUCAUAAAUUUUUAUUUAUUAUACUCAAACAUAUCAAAGCUGAUGUUGAUUGAUACCCUGGGUUAAUUAUGAUGGAUUUUUUUAACCCUUAGAUGUUGUAAUUGCACCAUCACUAUUUGUAGAGUUUUAAAGGAAAUUAUGAUUUUUAUCCUCUUUCUUUUUUUUUUUUUCUUUGUUUAA
Molecule: messenger RNA, 2692 nt
Organism: Cololabis saira (Pacific saury)
Lineage: Eukaryota; Metazoa; Chordata; Actinopteri; Beloniformes; Belonidae
Gene: cyld2
Product: cylindromatosis (turban tumor syndrome), b
Exons: 13
Coding region: 221-2350 (709 amino acids)
Biological process (GO): protein K63-linked deubiquitination
Cellular component (GO): cytosol
Molecular function (GO): K63-linked deubiquitinase activity; cysteine-type deubiquitinase activity
Source: RefSeq, a predicted model, not a curated record